Pungitius pungitius (ninespine stickleback) is the source of this 2629-nucleotide messenger RNA. RefSeq names its product leucine-rich repeat LGI family, member 2a (gene lgi2a). The record is from RefSeq and is a predicted model, not a curated record. NCBI's taxonomy places the organism in Eukaryota, Metazoa, Chordata, Actinopteri, Perciformes, Gasterosteidae. The transcript has 8 exons. Gene Ontology annotation, biological process: inhibitory synapse assembly. The coding region runs from base 763 to 2472 and encodes 569 amino acids. Gene Ontology annotation, molecular function: protein binding.
CCAAAACACUAUCUGUGGGUAUCAAUAUCUUUUUUAAUCCAUCAACACAAGCUGCUGACCAUGCUGGGUCAUUUUCUGGGACAAGAGGUACUAUCAUAAAUGAGAGGAAACUCACUAUAGGCUCCAGUUUUAAUGAGCGAUACCAAUAGUUUUCCGACCCAAGAAGCUUUCAGGUACAAUAUGUGGCUUGUUUUGUCUGACCAUUUGUCGGGCAAAGUCAGUAUAGCUCCAGUUCAUCUGUAAAUAACGUCUUUGCGUGCAGCCCGUCAUUGGCGCUGUCCAUGGUGCCGCAGUUCCGCGCUCCUGCGUGACGGAGGAGUAGAAUACUGUACACCUUACUGUAAAAUGUCCCUCAUAAACACUCCCCAUCCCCUGGCGUAAAAUCCGUGCUGCAAAACACUAUUAAAAUCGGCCCCCAAAAAACGUCCAUAUGUGACUAACCGACGUCAUUCAAAAAUGUAUUCUGGAAGUCUAGAAAUGUAUGUCGCGGUGUAUCAUGAUAUGUCUUAACUACACUAUAUAUAUAUUUAAAAAAACGUUUAAAAUGCGUUUGUCAAUGCAACGUGAAUUGUUCCGGUUUCCAGCUCUUCAGUGGCAUUCGUCGUAAUAGCAUUCAUUUAGUGUCAUUUGUUUUUCGUGUUAUGGCGCACGGCUAUUUAACCAACAGUUACCCGACUGGGGCUCCUUCUUAAUAAAUAAUGAAAGUGGACGGAGGGGAGCUGCAGCUGAUUUGCUGAUGUCAGGGAGCCAGUGCAGCAUUUCAUGGUGCAGGGUGGAAGCGCGCGGUGCCAUCUGCCUCCGUCGGUGUUCUCCGCAAACCAAUUCGCACGUGCAAAAGCCCCGAGAGGAAAGAUGCCGCCGACCCGCAAGAUCUGGGCACUGCUCUCCCUGUCGCUCUGCUUCCUGUCCCAACCGUGCCAUUUGAAGAAGGCUUUCCGAUGUCCUUCAACAUGCAGCUGCUCCAGGGAGUCCAUCAUUUGCGUCGGGUCCUCCUACGUUCCGAGGAUUAGCCCCAACGACGUCAGCUCUUUGAGUCUCGUCAAUGGGACUUUCUCCGAGGUCAAAGAGGCAAUGUUUGCUCACAUGCCAUCCCUCCAGCUACUGCUUUUGAAUUCCAAUUCUCUUACAACUGUAAGGGAUGAUGCAUUCUCAGGCCUUGCUCAUCUGGAGUAUCUGUUCAUUGAAAGCAACAAGAUGGAGACUGCAGCCAAAUAUGCCUUCAGAGGACUCAGGGACUUGACUCACUUGUCUUUGGCGAACAACAACAUCGAAGCCUUGCCCAGGGACGUCUUCAUUGACUUGGACUCACUGAUAGAGCUGGACCUGCGGGGCAAUGCCUUUGAGUGUGACUGCCGGGCCAAGUGGCUGAUGACGUGGCUGAAGAACACCAAUGCCACGGUGUCGGAUGUUGUGUGUGCCGGGCCGGAGGACAUGAAGGACAAGCGCCUCAACGAUAUGACCAGCCUGCACGAUGAAUGCGUCUCAACGGAUUUUGUCCUGCAUCAGUCCGUGGCCUCGGAGUCGCUGUCUGUCGACACGUUCAGCUAUAAGAAUGACGUCUACGUGACUAUUGCUGCUCCCAGCGCUGAGAGCUGUAUGGUUUUGCAAUGGGACCACAUAGAAAUGAACUUCAGGACUUACGACAACAUCACAGGUCAGUCCAUUGUGGGCUGCAAGUCAGUCGUCAUUCAGGACCAGGUGUUUGUGAUCGUGGCUCAGCUCUUUGGUGGUUCCCACAUCUACAAGUUUGACGAGGACCAAAGCAGGUUCAGCAAGUUCCAGGACAUCGAGGUGUCCAAGAUCUCCAAGCCCAAUGACAUCGAGGCAUUCCAGAUCGGAUCCGACUGGUUCUUUUUGAUCGCGGACAGCUCAAAAGCCGGCCUGUCGACCCUCUACAAGUGGAACGAUAAGGGCUUUUAUUCGUACCAGUCCCUGCAUGAGUGGUACCGCGACACAGACGCAGAGUUUUUGGACUUGGAUGGGAAGGCUCACCUUAUUCUGGCGAGCCGCUCACAGGUGCCCGUGAUCUACCAGUGGAGCCGCAGCAACCAGAAGUUCGUCCUGCAGGGCGAGAUCCCCAACAUGGAAGAUGUGGUGGCUGUGAAGCACUUCCGUGUCAAGGAGGAACUCUACCUGGCCAUGACGCGCUACAUUGGUGACUCCAAAAUCCUGCGUUGGGGCGCCAAACAGUUUGUGGAGAUCCAGGCCUUGCCAUCUCGAGGCUCAAUGGUUCUCCAGCCGUUCUCAUUCAAAGACCGCUACUACCUGGCCCUGGGAAGUGAUUACACCUUCUCGCAGAUCUACCUGUGGGAUGAUGAGAUGAAACUCUUUGACCGCUUCAAGGAGGUGUACAUCCAGGCGCCGCGCUCCUUUACCGUGGUCGCCACUGACCGCAGGGACUUCAUCUUCACAUCUAGCUUCAAGGGAAACACACAGAUCUUUGAGCACGUCAUCGUUGACUUGAGCCUGUGAGGGGCUGUGCUUUGUUGCUCCUCCAGCAAUCGGACGCCUUCCACUAAUACAUAUACUUGUGAAAGAAAAGGACCAGGACAGACGUAAUGUACUGUCAAAUAUCAGUUCUUCUACGUGUGGCCGUCGCAAAUAAGAGCAGAGUGGUGUGUGGAAUCCU